Molecule: messenger RNA, 2949 nt
Organism: Hypomesus transpacificus
Lineage: Eukaryota; Metazoa; Chordata; Actinopteri; Osmeriformes; Osmeridae
Gene: tmem65
Product: transmembrane protein 65
Exons: 8
Coding region: 927-1631 (234 amino acids)
Biological process (GO): cardiac ventricle development; regulation of cardiac conduction
Cellular component (GO): mitochondrion
Source: RefSeq, a predicted model, not a curated record
AUGUUUUUUGUCGAUGUCUACAUUAUUUACACAUACAAAGAUGGAACAUGCUCAAACCUCACAUAAAAUAGUGGCUUUGCGGGCGAUAAGCUUAUCAUAACACCAGACAAUAUUGAGGGGGGACCGUUUCUUUCUACUGGCGUCUUUUUCUAACUCUAGAUGGCAGCAUUACUGCAUCUAUUCGCUAGUAAGGAUACAUACAUUUACUAUUGAUUUUGAUAAUCUAUUUUACAAUCAUUUGUGUGUGCUGAGAUGGAAACGUGUUUGUCAUUGAAUGGGAAAGAGACUGUAUUUGUGUGAAAUCUCAUUGAGUUUAGCCCUACAACAUUUAGGGGCGGUGUUUCCAUAAAAUACUGUCAACAACAGCUGCUGCGAAGCAGGGUGACAACCAAGACCCCUAUGAAGGAAAGGGGUGGCUUUGACGGUCACGGUUUGCUUGCCGAAAGCCAACAAUAAAAAGGCUAAAGGUCAAACUAGACAUUAAUAGGAUUUGGCAAGAAUCGGAUAACAGUGACAAUACAUUGCAUGAGUUACAACAGAUUUGCUCAGCAGAGCGAGGCAGACUACCUAAAUAUGAAAUGGACUCGCAGACCAAAACCAGAUUACCUGCUAAAUUUGCAAGACUGACAGCCUGCUAUGCUAACCCUAAACCAGGCAACUACCCCUGCUGUGGGAGUGGAGAGGGCGGUGUUUCACUGAAGUCACAGUCUCAGUAUAGUGCCAACACACCAGUCAUAAUGCAACCAUAAACCAAGAUUAGCAGCUCAUUCUCCACAAGUUAGCUUGACUAGCUAGCUCGCUUGUUCACGUCCACCGCGCUUUAUGUAAUGUUCUUUUACGGCCACUUUCUUCUCUACUCCGAAAAGAAGAGGAGCAGGAACUGAAACGGAAAAAGAUAUUGUACGUGGAACACCAGCGUUGCUAUCAUGAUUAAGCUUUGCCUACAGAGGUCUUUACGACCCGCCGUCCUCCUGUCCCGAUCAGCGCUGGAUCCGGCGGUCACCGUCAGAAAGGUUCCGAUCGUGCCCCAUAUUCACAGCUGCCAGAUGGGUACCCGCGGGCGCAACGAGCCCCGCGAGCCCCUGAACUCCCCAAAGAGUGCAAAGGACUUCAUCUACAGCUUGCACCCCAAGGAGAGGACGUGCUUGCUCAUGGAACUGCAGAGCUUCGAGUCCAUAGCCAUAGCUCAAGAGACGUUGCAGCCUACUCCGCCCACAAGAGCACAGAUCAAAUAUGUUCUCUUCCAUAACUCCAUCCCCUUCGUUGGUUUUGGUUUCCUAGACAACGCCAUCAUGAUAGCAGCCGGCACCCAGAUUGAGAUGUCUAUAGGGAUCACCUUUGGCAUAUCCACCAUGGCAGCUGCUGCCCUCGGCAACCUGGUGUCGGACCUGGCCGGACUGGGGCUGGCAGGCUAUGUGGAGGCCCUAGCCUCCAGGUUAGGGAUGCAGGGCCCUGAUCUCACCCCCAAGCAGGCGGACAUGUGGCAGACCAGAGUCAGCUCUCACAUGGGUAAGGCCAUUGGAGUGACGAUCGGCUGCAUCCUGGGGAUGUUCCCCCUCUUCUUCCUCAGCGAUGAUGACGAGGAGGAGAAGAAGAAGAGGAAGGCAGCCCUAACAGCCCCAAACGCCUAGGUCCUGCUACCACCCUGACCCCUGACCCCUGACCCAGCCCGUCUCAUACACAGGAACCAGACAAGCUACAGUGACCUGGUUCAAGACUACACUCCCACAGGGGGCCGUGUUUAAAGACUACAAUUCCCUAGAGGUGACCUGACCGAAUGUCCAUCUUGGGAGUCUAAUAGUAAUUAUGCAACGUGGAAGACGACACAAGAAAUGAACUGUACAAAACGAGAGAAAAGUCGGAACGUUUACCUGCUACCUCCAUAGGUCUUUGUGAUGUCAUUGAAGAGAUUGCAUGAAACUGAGUUUAACCAUCUCAUCUCAACUUUUCUUUCUUCCAAGAACAAAGUUGUCUGUUUUAGAUUGUAAUACUGUAUAUAUGGUAUUAUGUAGUACUGUGGUAAUUUGUAGUACUGUAUAUAUGGUAUUUGAAGUGAUAUGUUCUGAAUGUGGGGGGAGGAAGGAGAUAGUUUGAAUGAGGAGAUUUCGUGGCACUACUACAUCUGUUUCUGAAUGGAGCUAAACCCAAACACUACUUAGAGCAGCAGACACAGUACUAAAGCGGCUCAAGCCUCUCUGGUGUAGUGAUGCCGAGGGAGAACGGAAGCAUCCAGAUAGACAAGUGGAAACGAGGAUGAUGGUGCUGAAGGUGACAACCCAGAUUCAAGCCUGUUCUUCUGGAAAGUUCAAGGACACCCGACUGCACAAUGUCGUUAGAGGAAGGUUGGGCUGCAGUACUGGAAUAUGAGCACUGAAAAUGAGCAAUAAUUUUAAUGAUGCCACAACUACACAGAAAGCAAACUUUGUAUUCAUUUGUUUUGGUCAUUUUCAGUAGUUAUUUCAGUUUUAUAAAUAGGUCUGUAUAGAGAUUUGAAAUAGGGAUGGCUUUACAGAUCUUUUUGAAUGAAAAUAUCAAUUUCAAGUAUUUUAUUGACAAUGUAAUCAUGAGAUUGUUUUAUGUGACAUUAGAGAUUUCCAAAUGUAGUUAGCUAGUUGGUAAACAUUUUUAUAUUUAUAGUUGGUAAACAUUUUUAUAUUUAUAGUAUCUAUCGUCUCGUGUUUUUGACAAGCUGAAUUACUUUAUGGACUUUUAUUUAACCCCCCCAACUACAGAUACCAAUGUACCUUACCUAACAAACGCACAAAACAAAACACAAAGCUAGUCACCUUGAUUUAGCGUUUGCUGAUCUCUCGUGAUAGCUGGAGCUCCAAAGUUGUUUCGCCAAAAAACGAAAUAUGAACCUGCCGUUGGAUGUCGUGAUUAAACUGGAGGUCUUGAUCGAAGCAUAUCGUGAAGGUAAUUAAAGUUGAUCUCUAAUCAAAUGUGGUG